This is a messenger RNA of Rhizoctonia solani, 1935 nucleotides long. RefSeq names its product methylene-fatty-acyl-phospholipid synthase. The record is from RefSeq and is a predicted model, not a curated record. Lineage: Eukaryota; Fungi; Basidiomycota; Agaricomycetes; Cantharellales; Ceratobasidiaceae. Gene Ontology annotation, molecular function: phosphatidylethanolamine N-methyltransferase activity. Gene Ontology annotation, biological process: phosphatidylcholine biosynthetic process. The transcript is spliced from 10 exons. Bases 1 to 1935 code for a protein of 644 amino acids.
AUGUCUGCCAACACCCGCACCCAACCCUCCCCAACUAUCCUUGGAACUUCAAUUCACCCUAACAUAGCAGCAUUGAUGUCAUUCAAUCCCAGUGCUGUAAUUGACCGUCUUGACAGAAUAGAUGCAAAUACUGCGGAGAUUUUGCAGAACCAUGCUGGUUUACAAGCUAACCUUACGGACCAUCAAGAACAAGUUCGACAGAGCUUCACAAGCCAGUCCCAUCAAAUACUUGGGCUUAAUUCCAGUCUGGAAUCUAGUCAAGCAAAUAUAAAUAGACUCUCUACAGAUAUCAACAACCUCUCACGGAAAGUGGAAGGAGUCUCACGGAAGGUAGACAGGGUGGAGACAGGUAUCCAAGAGUUGCGUACCCAGAUGGGCCAGAUACUUGAUGUUCUGUCCACAUUUCGUCAAAGGGAGCUAUCCAAGCCAAGCGAGUCCAAAGAUUAUAGAUCAAGUGAGGAUGAUAUCCAAGCCCUGUUUUUGGUAUACUUCCCAUUCUGGAGACUCGCUUAUGACGCCGACUUGGGCUGGGUUCUUACCAAACAAAGCAAGCGGCGCUGGAUUGUCAAGCAGGUUCAAGUACAAGGCUGGUUGGAUAAUGAACGACGGUCCAAGGUCUAUGAGUGGAUUCGCAAUGAACUUCGCAAUAAGAUGGUCAUCAACUAUUCAUUUGAUGAGUUGCCGGUCGAGUACAACACCUGGAUUCUCUUCCGUCAAGUGGUUGAUAUCAUACUCAUCAAUGACUUCCUCUCAUACUGCAUCUUUGCAUUUACCGUGUUCCGUGUGCCUGACGGCCUUAGCCUGAGUUCCCAUGCGCUGCGUUGGCUUGUAGGAUUCGACUUGAUACUUUUCAAUCUCUGGGUCAAAACGGAAGCUCAUCAUAUUGUAAAGGACUAUGGGUGGUAUUGGGGAGACGACUUUUUUGAGCGCGGUCGACUUGUCCCAUCGCCGUCACCUGAUUCUAGUGGCACAGUGUUCGACACUUCCCUCGGCUUUGACGGAGUCUUUGAAAUGGCCGCCCAUCCGGUGUAUUCCGUAGGAUACGCCGGAUAUUAUGGACUCAGCUUGAUAGCUGGAAGCUACGCUCUAUUCUUUGUCAGUUUAUGGGCUCAUGCGAUGCAAUUUGGCUUUUUAGUGUGGUUCGACAAUCCUUCCAAGCUUGGCCCCGCCAAUUUAUCCACCCCAGUCCACACUGAUGCUAAGACCGAAACCAAAGCUGAGGUUGAAGCAGAGCCCAACACUCUGUCUCCAGCGUCUCCUUCACGCUCCGUGACGGUCCAUACUUUGCAUAUCCGAACUGAUAGCGACAGUUUGAUUAGGGUUGACAAUGAUUCCGAAGCGGAGCGUGUCAAGUCACACCGCCCGAGGCACUCGAGAAACAAGUCUACCUCCAAACAUGACCUUUUUGCACAUUAUUUCAGGAAGGAUGUAGUGGGGCUCAAGAACAUCAAUUUAUUGAGGGCUUCGGACCUUAAACUGGACCUUUUGACGUUAUACAUUGUUCUUCCUUCUAUCCUUCUAAAUACGACGGCCACCUACCUUCUUCAUGCACUUGCGUGGAGGGUUUUCCAUUCUUUCGUAUUAGGGGGGAUUCUAAGGGCCCAAAGUAAAGGCAAACGGCUCGUGAGACACUUUGUUGAGACAUUCGAAAUCUUGAGAGUAUUUGGUUGGUUCUUUGGAUAUUUCUUUAUUUCGGAUUAUCUUGCUCAGCUCUCUUAUACCGGAAUUUACCAAUUCUUAAAUAAUCCUGAGCGAACAAUGUCUGGUGCCACCAUAUUUGGUCUCGCUCUUACAUCGACAAGUCACGCCGUAUUUUCAGUUGCGGUGGCCAGUGUCGGUGUGCAUUGGUGGUUCUUGAGCUUUGUAGAGCGUCUCCAUAUGAAGAAGCUAUAUGGGGAUUCAAUCCGUAAAGAGGCUGGGCUUACCAAAGAUUGA